AUGUCAGAUGGCAGGCAACGUCUUUCGGGUUGUGAAUAUAAAAAAAGGAAAGCUGAAAAGGAAGCAAACAUAAAAAAACAAGCAGGAUCAUUAAAAAUGUUUUUUCCAAAAGUCUACUUUAUAGAUUCUGUUAUUCUAACUUCUGACCAAGUUGAUGAAAAUCCGAUAGAAACCGACAUUGCCUUUACUAAAACGUUAACCACAUUAAACGAUUCUUCAAACCAUUUAAUUUCAUCUGAAUCUAAAAAACUAACGUUAAAUAUAGGCACUGAUCCUGCAACUUGGCCAACUUUUUUAAGCGAUAAGUUAAAAACAACAAUUGUUGAAAAAGGCCCUCCUUCACCCAUUGUCAAAACUUUCGUAUUUCCUUUGGAUGACAAUAAUCGUAGAUUUACAGUUUUUAAUUAUCAACGUUGUCUGAGUAACGGAGAAAAUGUUCUAAGAACAUGGCUUGUCUAUUCCUUGUCCAAGAAUGUUAUUUUUUGCUAUUUCUGUAAACUGUUUUCAACUUCAAAAACUAAACUAGGAACAGAUGGAUAUAACGACUGGCGACACGUUUCUAUUAUUUUAAAAAAACACGAGACAUCAAAUUCCCAUCUUAGAGCACAUCAAACUUGGAUAGAAUUUUCUUCAAGAUUAAAAGCUAAAAAAACGAUUGAUGACUCUAAUCAACGCAUAUUUGAAUCGGAAAAAAAAUAUUGGAAUGCGGUUUUACAGAGAAUCGUGUCAGUAAUACAGCUUUUAGGUCAACAAAAUUUAGCAUUUCGGGGUUCAUCAGAUCAACUUUACAAAUAA
Sipha flava (yellow sugarcane aphid) is the source of this 795-nucleotide messenger RNA. RefSeq names its product zinc finger MYM-type protein 5-like. The coding region runs from base 1 to 795 and encodes 264 amino acids. Lineage: Eukaryota; Metazoa; Arthropoda; Insecta; Hemiptera; Aphididae. The record is from RefSeq and is a predicted model, not a curated record. The transcript has 2 exons.